Messenger RNA from Rhopalosiphum maidis (corn leaf aphid), 2947 nucleotides. RefSeq lists its product as uncharacterized. Lineage: Eukaryota; Metazoa; Arthropoda; Insecta; Hemiptera; Aphididae. The record is from RefSeq and is a predicted model, not a curated record. The transcript is spliced from 4 exons. Bases 473 to 1465 code for a protein of 330 amino acids.
AGGCUCACCGCGUAGCGACUGCCCGGCAGUCUAGCAACCGCUAUCGAAAUCCGACGACGAGCCGCUACAGCAGCCGACCGACACUCGCGCGGUGCCCACGCGCGUCGACAUUACCGGCAGCACGUACCUGUACUACAAUUUCGACUGUCGUAAUUAGCCGCGAUCGUUUUCGUCGUACAUCGUUUCCGAUAUCGCCGUCGCUGUAUUCGUAUAUUCCAUAGGGCCGCCGUCCAGCCGUUUUCCAUCGGAUAUCCGUUAGGAAACGUACCGCAGGAGUUGACCGCGUGCGCGCACGGUCAUGUCCGCGGUCUGUCGUCUGCUGCACGUAAACGGCUGCGGCGGCGGCGGCGGCGACGUCGGAACGAUCGUCCGAGAUCAUCUCCGUCAUCAUAGUCAUCACCACCACUGCACCAGCCGCAGUCGACAGAACGUCGGCGGAGGCUCGUAGACAUCAACGAGACCCACGUCGAAGAUGGUGACGGCCCGUUGUACCCGCGGUCUCACCGCCGGAACUAGCGCCGCUACCGACUGCAGCGACGGAUUUGGCCACUCCGCGGACGACAAGCGGAUAUCGCGGACGACCGCGACCACCGACGUCGCCUGUCACUGCUUGGCUUGUUGCUACGUGACCGCGGCCGUUACGGUGGCCCCGCAACCGGCGGUGGCAGUGGCCACCAGAAGAAACAGCGGCAAGGCGCCCGCGGACGAAUCGCCUGGUUGCGAACCGCCGUCCGAGGCCGCUGCGUUUGUCGCCUCCGCUUCCGCGGCCGCGUUCGUCUUGUUGGCCGCUCUGUUGGCCGUAGUGCUGUCGUCGGCCGCACUCUUGACCGUCGCGUCCAUGGUGCCGAUGGCCGACGCGGCCGCGCGCGAACUCCGCGGUCCGCAAGCCGCCGACUACAUCCACCUGUGGCACCAGCAACAGCAGCACAAGCAGCAGCCGGCCGGACAGAGGCUGUACGACGACGACGCGUCGAGACAGAAGAGGCAGCUGUUCAACAAGAACGCGAACCGCGAACCCGGAGUUGUGGCGCUGACGUUUUCGCUCAUCGGCGGCACCAUUUCGGACGCCCGAGAAGCAUUCCGGAACGUGUCGAGCAUCGUCCGCGACACGAUCAACGAGGCGGCCAGAGAUCCCGCGGCCAGCAGCACCGCGGCCGGCGACCAGAUGAUGAUGGCAGCGGCCAAUACCGCGGACAACGAGAUCGGCGGCGGGGCGGCGUCCACCACGGUGGCCACGGACCCGAGGAUGGCCGGCCAAACGAUAGGCAAACUGCUCGGCCGCAACUACCGCGGUCUGCGCCGGCUGUUCAACUCCGAACUCCGGUCCGCCGUCAAGAACUCGCCGGGCAAUAUUCGCGAUUUUGCCGUCGAGUUGAUGGGCUCCAUCGGCCAGAGCCUCAGACCGUCCAAUCUGUUUUCUCGGGGCCAGAUAAACGACACCACUACUGCAGCCGGCCGGCGAUAACGACGCAUAGCGAAAAUGUGUAGUCGGAAAACAGGAAAAGCCUAUGUCAAAGUCGGAACCAGUCAGAAUCGUCGGCGACAACCGUAGCGCAGUCUCGACGGUCCACGGCGCGUCGCAGUGACAUAAUAAUAAUUAUAAAUCAUAAUAUUAUGUGGCCAUGUAUUAUUUCGUCUAUAAAUCUUAAGCCAUAUCAUUAUCGUGUGACCGAUUGAAUAUCAUACAUAUUAUAUUUAUCGCUGCAAUACGCAUAUGCGGAUCGAUGUUUAUCGCAUCAGUAAUAUAGUCAUCGUUAGUAAAUAAUAUUAUAUAGUAAUUUGUAGCUUUUGUAUAAUGUAUUAUAAUACUGUUAGAGUACAACUAGAGCGUAUAUAGGUAGGUACGUUCAUUCUUUUUCUGUAAACGCACUGGUCAUAGGAGUCGGAGUGAUUACAUCGUAUGCAUUUAAUAAGUGUAUCGCUCUAAUCCGCCAUAAUAGUCUUAGGGUGUAUGCUGUGCGUACGUAAUCUAUACAUGUAUAAAUCAUUUUUUUUUUUAGUAUUAUUUUUACCAUUAUUAUUAUUAUUAUUAUUAUUAUUAUAUUGUAUUGUUUCACGUAAGACUUAACAUGUUUUACUUAUAAUAAUAUGUAAACAAUUAUAUGAGCGUUUUAGAAUAAUUUUUUUUCGCGAUGUAGUCAUGUUACACGUGAUAUUACUGUACAACGCUUUUUGAUUGAUUAUUUAUUUGAAAUAUAUUAUAAUUGCAUACAAUUAUAUGAGUACAUCACGCUACACGUCAUACAUGAUGAUUGAAUGCUGGAAGGUUAAUUUAAACAAUGGCGAUAUAGUCAUUUUAUACACCACAAUUCGACUAUAUUUAAACACAUAUUAAUUCGAUUUGUUCGUGAGCUAAUGAAUAGAAAAUGUAUUGCAUUCAAACACCUACAUGUUACUCAUCGCCCUAAUAAAAUAUAUCUACCAAAUAAUAAUACACAAUAACUUCUGUUUAAAUCUAAGUUUAGUCGAUUGUUCGGAAUAAGGAAAUAUAGUGUUUUGUUGGAGAGAUCAAAAACUAUACUGUGGAAAAAGAAACAAUGUAUAAUUUACGUUGUCAAUGUUGUCAUGUUUCUUGUAACAUUUAAAUAAUUUUAUUAUCAUACCUGAUUUUAUGCAACGCGAUUGUUUAAUCCCGGUACGUACAUUAGAAACUCCGUGAAAUCUGAAGACUGAGACUAAGUGUUGAUUUAGAAACUAAACUUGAUUUUUAAGGGGAUUUUCAUAGGCAAUAUUAGCGCAAUUUUGUGAGAAAUUUUCAAUUCUAAAUAUAUUUAAAUACUAAUAACUAAAAGUAAGUAACUGUAGUCCCGCGAUUGUUGUUGCGUGAUAUUAUUACGGGAACAUAUUAUUAUAAUAGAACAACGGUUUUUCGUGGGAAAAAAACAGACAAGGCUACAGCAGCUAUAGUUAGCUAAUGUGAAGUCGUUUAGUUUAUGAUGACCGCGGA